Camelina sativa (false flax) is the source of this 580-nucleotide messenger RNA. Its product is annotated as E3 ubiquitin-protein ligase RHA1B. NCBI's taxonomy places the organism in Eukaryota, Viridiplantae, Streptophyta, Magnoliopsida, Brassicales, Brassicaceae. Gene Ontology annotation, molecular function: ubiquitin protein ligase activity. Gene Ontology annotation, biological process: protein ubiquitination. The record is from RefSeq and is a predicted model, not a curated record.
CCCACACCUCAAGCUUCGUCUCUCUCUCUCUCUCUCUCUCUCUCUCUCUGACUCAUAGUCAUGGGUGUUGUUCUAAUAGGUUUCAAGGAUUUUCAGAUACCAGGGUACGUACUAAAGGCACUUUACGUCAUUGGUUUCAUCAGAGACAUCGUCGAUGCUCUUUGCCCUUACAUCGUUCUACCUAGUUUUCUAUACCACGAUACCUCUCACCGCGACCCGACCAGACACACGCUCUCGAAGUCAGCGAGUCUUGCCGACGAGUUUGUCCCCGUGGUUCGUAUCUCGGACCUUUUGACCGUUCCGGAUGAUUGUUGUACGGUGUGUUUAGCUGAUUUCAAGUCUGACGAUAAGGUUAGGAAGCUUCCGAAGUGUGGACACGUGUUCCACCAUCGUUGUUUAGACCGUUGGGUAGUUGACUGUUGCAAGAUGACGUGUCCGAUUUGUCGUAACCGGUUCUUGCCGAAGGCGAAUUACACGGAGAUGGAUUCGGAUUCUGAUUCGGUUUGGUUCAGUGGUGAAGUGGAAAGUAUCAAUUAAUGGUGGUUUUGUUUGCAUGUAUUUGAGUAUAAUUUAUGUAGCU